UGCCAGGCCUGUGCCAGGGGGUUCCUGCUGCGGAGGCGGCUCCGGAGCCUGCGGGAAGAGUUCGAGGCCGUGGUGCUGGAGAUCGAGGGGGACCUGGGGCAGCUGCGCUGGACCGGCCGCGUUCUGCAGCGGCCGCGCUUCGGGCCUGAGCCCUCCCCAGGGAAGCCCUUGGAUCCAGGGGAGCCUGCAGAGAAUGAAACCAUUCCCAAAAAAAUCCCGGAGAAGCCGGAUCCCCCUGGAGCAGAGCGGUCUGGGAGCUGUGGGAACAUCCCCCCCUCAGCCCCUCUGCCCAGGGGGACAACCCCAAAACCCCCAAAUUUGGGGUCUGGUGCUGCUAAAAACCUGGAAAAGGAGGGAAGAGCCCUGGCAGGGAGCCAGGAGUGGGACAACGACAGCGUGGCCUCGGAAUGGGACAGCAGCGACCUCGGAGCCAGCCCAGAAAUCCCAGCGGAUCUGCAGGGCCUUCCGCGCUCGGAGCUGCAAUCCCACAGGAACCAUCUCCUGAUGGAGCUGCUGUGGAUCCAACAGGCCAUUGCCAGCAGGAAACAUUUCCUGAUGCUGAAACGGAAGCUGGGAAUUCCCGACCACUCCAGAAACAUUCCCGAGUUCCUGGAUUGGUUUGGAGAAGCCCUGGAGCUGCAGCACCAGUCCUGAUGUGACAGUGACAGCACAGGGAGCUCCAGCUCCGUGGGAGGUUUUUCACUCCGGAAAAACGUGGGAAGAAAAACUUUUUGUGGAUAUUUGGUCCAAGCAGGAUUAAACAUCAUCAAGGGGUUGUGGAGUGUCCUGGAGGGAUCCAUCCCAUGGGAUCCUUGUUUUUCUUACCUGAGCUGGAUGAUCCAAGUGGGAAAUGGAGGAUUUUCACUUCCAGCAGGUGCUUUUGGUGCUGUUGUGGACCUGGAACGGCUGAAGGCAGCAGGGACCUGCAGGAAUGUGCUCUUCCCACAAAACUGUGUGGAAUUCCAUGUGGGAAUCUGUGUUUGGGAUGGCCCUGCAAUAUCCAGGAUCUCCAAGUGGUGGAGUUUUGGGAACACUGAAGUGCUGAGUGGGGAGGAGAUCCCUGACUGUGCUGUGUGGGUAGGGAGGGAGCCCCAUCCCCCUGAUCCUUGGGAUGAGGCUCAUUCCUGCCUUUCCUCUGGCUCUGGGAAUUUUCUCCUGGGGCAGAGCCAGGAAAGGACCUGGUGCUUUGUCAAUUCCUUCAGCUCAGGGAUGUUCCAGGUCCCUCAAAAAGGGACUUUCCACGUGGUGCUGUGGUUCCCUGACCCCUGUGUGGACACUCCAGAUGUGGAUCCUUCUGUUCUGGAAUUAUUUCUACUCUUUGGGAA
Pseudopodoces humilis (Tibetan ground-tit) is the source of this 1325-nucleotide messenger RNA. The record is from RefSeq and is a predicted model, not a curated record. Lineage: Eukaryota; Metazoa; Chordata; Aves; Passeriformes; Paridae.